Molecule: messenger RNA, 4255 nt
Organism: Sorex araneus (European shrew)
Lineage: Eukaryota; Metazoa; Chordata; Mammalia; Eulipotyphla; Soricidae
Gene: DUSP18
Product: dual specificity phosphatase 18
Exons: 2
Coding region: 321-887 (188 amino acids)
Biological process (GO): protein dephosphorylation
Molecular function (GO): MAP kinase tyrosine/serine/threonine phosphatase activity
Source: RefSeq, a predicted model, not a curated record
CGGGGCAGCCAGCAUCCCCCACGCGGCCGCGGGCCGUAACCCCGGGGUAGUUGCGGGGAGGUCCGGGUUUUCCCGAAGAGCCCGAGACGGCCGACUCCUCCCCGCGACCCCGGGCUUUGUGCUCGGGAAAGCGCGCGGCCGGCCGGCUGCCGGGAUUGUAGCUGGCGCUCAUGGCCGGCCUCCCCCGGUUUCCCGGAGGGCGCGGUCGCUCCCGGGACGGACCAGCCCUCCCGCCUGUGCGAAAGAGUUUCCUGUGGCCAUGGCCUAGCAGAAUGAUGCAGCCUUAAUGCCUCGCUGGCUGCUGACGCCCUCCCUGGCCCAUGACAUCCCAUCCGAGUGCCUUUCCGGUUCAGUUCCGGCCACCCACGCUCAGCGGACUCUCCCGGGUCACCAGCAGCCUGUAUAUCAGCAACGGCACAGCCGCCAACAACAAGCUCAUGCUCUCGGGCAACCAGAUCACCUCCAUCAUCAACGUGUCCUUGGAGGUGGUGAACACCCGCUACGAGGAUAUCCAGUACCUGCAGGUGCCCGUGGCCGACACCCCCGUCUCUCGUCUCUGUGACUUCUUUGACCCCAUUGCCGACCACAUCCACGGGGUGGAGAUGAAGCAGGGCCGCACGUUGCUUCACUGUGCGGCUGGUGUGAGCCGCUCGGCCACCCUCUGCCUUGCCUACCUCAUGAAAUACCACAGUAUGUCCCUACUGGAGGCCCACUCAUGGACCAAGGCCUGCCGGCCCAUCAUCCGGCCCAACAGUGGCUUUUGGGAGCAGCUCAUCCACUAUGAGUUUCAGCUGUUUGGCAAGAACACCGUUCACAUGGUCAGCUCCCCUUUGGGAAUGAUCCCCGACAUCUAUGAGAAGGAGGUCCGUUUGAUGAUUCCACUGUGAGCCUUGCCGCCAGGGUCUGAGGUACGGAACUGCCAUUGUGCCUCCCACUAAGACCUUCAGCAGAGUAUUUCACUUGGGUGCGUACAGGAAAACAAAACCCAACCAACAGAUGAUGCCCUUUCUAAAGGCAAGGGAGGAAUGCUGUAAGUUUCUAACCUAGUGUGAUGUGUAUCUUUAAGCGGGAGAGAAACUUGCUCCAUGGAAGAUUGUGGAGAUAAGCUUCCUGCCAUAGGUCAUGGUUAUAGGCCCGAGUAAAGGGUGAGGCUGCUUGUUGCUGCUCAGGUCCAGUGGGUCAGCUCCGGAGCAUAGGGUGGACCUGGCACCCUGCUGCCUUCCCCCAGGAAUGGGCCCUCCUCAGCUCCUUCACUGGGAACUCACUCAAAACCAGAGCCUUACACAGCCAUACACCUCUGGUGCUGCUGGCAGGAAGUGAAGUGCAGCCUGCUGGCUAAGUGACCUUCAAGCAGUGCCCUGGGCACCCUGAAGUGCCCCUCCUCCUACCCCUGCCACUGGAGCUCACAUUUGGUUUUCUAGACUGGAUUUACACGUGAAAUAGUUUUCAAACAAAGCAUUCCACUGUAUAAAAAGUUUAAGCCUUUUUUUUCUUUUCUUUUCUUUUUUCUCUUUGGGUCACACGUGGCGAUGCACAAGGGUUACUCCUGGCUCUGCACUCAGGAAUCACUCCUGGUGGUGCUCAGGGGACCAUAUGGGAUGCUGGGAAUCGAACCCAGGUUGGCCAUGUGCAAGGCAAAUGACCUACCCACUGGGCUAUCACUCCAGCCCUGUCAUUUUUUCUUUUUAAUCAUUGUCAUAUAUAUAUAUAUGACACAGGCUAGAGCUACAGUACAACAGGUAGAGCAUUUGCCUUGCACAUAGCUGAUUAAAGUUCAAUCCCUGGCACCCUGUAUGGUCCCCAAGCACCUCUAGGAGUGAUCCCUGAGCAUCAUCCAGUGUGGCAAUAUACAUACAUAUAUAUGGAUAUAUAUAUAGGCUCAAAGGGCCAGUGAGACCCAAUCCCAAUCCAGCCUUUGAGGAGGGAGUCCCAUGUCUCCUCCUGAGAGUAUUCAUGUCCUCAGGCCUUGGGUCCCUCCCUCAUGCCUUGGCUCAGAGGACUGGAGCUCCGGCCAGAAGCCAGCCUUGUCACCUCCUCCCUAUAUGGAGCCCCCGGUCUGGGGUCUCUUGGGGCCUCUGUUUCCUCUGUGCCCAAGCACUGACAACCCUUCCCCAAUGAUUCCUUAGCUGGGCACAUGGCACAUGGCCCAGGCUCAGUGGAAUGGGCAGCUUUUGUCAUGAAUUCUGCUGGCUCUGCUAUCAUAGUUGGCCCAGGACCCUGUCCCCUCAUUUGCACACAGCUCUCUGUAGUGUCCAAGGAGUGUGCCAGAGGGCAUCCUAAGGGGAAGGGGACAUAACUGAGGUCCAUUCCAGCUUCUGGAAAAGGUGCUCAUUUUUCUUUUGUGUUUUUGGUGGGGGAGGGGGAGCAUCACACCCAGAGAUGCUCAGGAGUUACUCCUGGCUCUGCUGUUCCUGGCUCAUCAGGAAUUAUUCCUGGUGGUGCUUUGGGGACCAUAUGAAUGCGGGCAUUUAAUCCCAGGUUGGCCGUGUACAAAGCAAGCACCCUACCCACUAAACAAUCUCUCCACCCCCAAAAAAGCUAUUUCUGAUGCUGGUCCUGAGAACUAGCGAGCACACCCGUUCAACUAACCAAACAGGACCCUUGGGGACAUUUGACUAAGGGACAGGUGAGUGGAUUCCCACCAAUAGGCCUUUAAAUCCAGAAAUGUUCAACUCCAUUCCAGGUGCCUGAGGAUCUGGUGGAGACACACUUUUCUAAUCCAGCAAAACAGUGUAUGAACCACACAGGAUGUGGCUGUGCUGGGACACAGUGACACCCCCACUUCCACCACAGGGUGCAUUUUAAGUGGGGUGGGGAAAAAAGCACAUCACCUCUGUAUGCAUCUCUUUACAAGUGAGAAAAGAGUCAGCAGUACUGGGCUGGCAGAGCCCCCUCCCCACGCCUCCAAGGCAGUCUCUGAGAGAUUGAGAUAAAAUUUUUCUUUGAGGACUGGAGUGAUAUUACAGCAGGUAGGGCGUUUGCCUUGCAUGUGGCUGGCCCAGGUUUGAUCCCCAGUACUCCAUAUGGUCCCCAAAGCCUGCCAGGAGUGAUCUCUGAGCAUUGCCAGGUGUGACUCCCAAAACAAAUUUUUUUCUUUGAAGACAUCUUCAAGAGAAUUUUAUAGGAUAUAUCUUGUUUCCAUUUAAAACUUUUAAAAUUGUUGUUUGGUAUGUUUUAACACAUUUGUAUAACCAACUUCAUAGUCAGAACACAACUUUUUUUUUCAACCCCCAAAUUCCCUUAUGCUACCCUUAGUUAAACCUUAGUUCCACCUUUCUGGCAAAUACUGACCUAUGCUCCUGUAGAUUUGCCUUUCUAGAAUGUCACAUGGAAUCUCAUAGAAUAUAACCUCUGAAGGCUGCCUCCUUUCAUAUCUUUUUCACGACCAAGAAGUAUUCCAUUGUGUGGAUACACAAUUUAUUUUAUAUUCACCCAUUGAGGGGUCUUUUGAGUUAUUAUCACCUUGGAGUGAUUUAUUUAAAUAAAUCUUCUAUAAAUAUUGGUGUGUAGGUUGUUGUGUGAACAUGUUUCCAUUUAUGUAGGAUUUAUAAAUAGGCAUGGAUUAUUUAGUCAUAUAAUAUAGUUAACUUGUGAAUUAAAAAGAAAAAAACUACCAGUACCUGAACUAUUUUGCAUUCUACAACUAGAAUUCCAGUUUCUCUGUUUCCUUCCCAGUAUUUGAUACUGCCAAAAUUGUUUAUUGUGGCCAUUCUGAUUGGAGCGUGGUGAUUAGUCAUUGUGGGGUCACAAAUUUAUGGAAAUUUGCAUUUCCAUGAUGGUUAAUAAUGUACAUCUUUUUGUGGGCUAACCUCCCAUUUCAUAUAACCUCUAUGAUGUAGUAUCAUCUGUUCUCUGCCCAUGUUAAGUUGGAUGAUUUUCUCACUAUUAAGUGUUGCAAAUUCUUUAUGUAAUGCGAAUAAAUGUUUUUCUGUCAGACGUGGAUUCAUAAAUAUUUUCCAGUUUAGCUUCACUUUCUCUUUUCUUAAAAGUGCAUUUUGGACCAGAGAGAGACUACAGCACAUAGGGUGCUUGUCUUGCACACAACUGAACCGAGUUCAAUCUCUGCCAUCCUAUAUGGUCCCCAGGAGUAAUUCCUGAGUGCAGAGCCAGGAGUAACCCCUGAGCACCACCAGGUAUGACCCAAAAAAAGUGCAUUUUGGAAAGCAAAGGCUUUUUAAUUUUGCUGAAGUGCUAUUUUUUUUUAUGGAUAGUUUUGGUAUCAUUUCAGAACUAUUACCUUAUUGCAGAUCACAAA